Messenger RNA from Solea solea (common sole), 5782 nucleotides. It is a transcript of the gene hgfa, whose product is annotated as hepatocyte growth factor a. Gene Ontology annotation, molecular function: serine-type endopeptidase activity. The transcript has 18 exons. Bases 180 to 2339 code for a protein of 719 amino acids. Gene Ontology annotation, biological process: proteolysis. The record is from RefSeq and is a predicted model, not a curated record. Lineage: Eukaryota; Metazoa; Chordata; Actinopteri; Pleuronectiformes; Soleidae.
AUUCGAGUAAAAAGGGGGUUGAACCGAGGACGUUUGUGCGGUUUCUUUGGAAAAGUGGCGUCUGAGUGAAGAGGACGAGUCUCGCGCUGGUCACCAACAGUCACGCGGGACUUUACAUCUGCAACCACCCGAGUUUAAGUUGAACCCGGAUUCUAAUUCUAAACUUUGACACUGUCACCAUGAGGACAAACGGAUGGAUUUACCACGCGCUGGUGUUUGCUGUGGUCACUCUACUGGACUCAGGUUGCUGUAAAAGGCCUCAUCAGUCAUUACAGAGGUAUGAGAAGACAGAGCGGCGCAUGCUGGUGUGCAAGGACUGCCCUCAGAGUCCUUUGGUACGAAACAGCCGAUCGCAGGAACACUGCGCCCGGAAGUGCAAGGUCAAGAAGAACUUCAGCUGCAGGGCCUUCAACUUUCAGAGGCACGGCAGCAAGUGCCACCUGCUGCCCUUCGACCGGUUCACCCGCGGCGUGAAGAAGCAGGCCAACGCCAACUUUACUUUGUACGAAAAAAAAGAUUACAUAAGGGAGUGUAUUAUCGGCACUGAGGACUACAGAGGGAGGAGGUCUUGGACAAAGUCAAACAUCACUUGCCAAGCUUGGUCCGACAACAACAUCAACGAGCACACGUAUUAUCCUGAUAGGUUCCCGAGGCAAGACCUCAGGGAGAACUUCUGUCGGAAUCCUGACAACAGUUCUGGUCCGUGGUGCUACACCACAGACCCCAACGUCCGAACCGAGGCGUGUGGCAUACCACAGUGUUCAGAGGAAGUGUGUAUGAAGUGCAACGGGGUGGAUUACCGAGGAAAAGUGGACCAUACAGAGAGUGGCAAGGAGUGCCAGCGGUGGGACUCCGUACGGCCUCACAGACACCGUUUCCAGCCCAAAAAGUAUCGCGACAAAGAUUUAAAAGACAACUACUGCCGCAACCCGGAUAAUCGCCUCCGUCCCUGGUGCUUCACGAUGGAUCCCAAAACUCCCUGGGAGUACUGCAACAUCAGCGUGUGUGAGUCAGACUCCAGUGAGGACACAUAUGUCAAUGUAACAACAUCCUGUUUCCAGGGAAAUGGCACAGAUUACCGAGGCACGAUGAAUGUCACUCCUGAGGGGGUGACCUGUCAGCGUUGGGACUCUCAGUUCCCCCAUAACCACUCGUUCCUUCCCCAGAACUUCAGGUGCAAUUCCUGUGUGUGUGACAGAGACCUGCGGGAGAACUACUGCCGUAAUCCUGAUGGGGCAGAUUACCCGUGGUGCUUCACUACAGACCCGAAUCAGAGGAUUGCCAACUGCACCCACAUCCCCAGGUGUGAUGCUGAGGCCACACAAAAAAUAGAGUGUUACGAAGACAACGGCGAGACAUACCGAGGCACUCUGUCCAUAACUCGCUCUGGGAUUCCCUGCGCAAACUGGUCACGUCACAUAAACAGUGGGGAUUCUCACUCUACAGUGUCCCAUGUAGGGCUGGAGAAGAACUACUGCCGGAACCCGGAUCGCGACAAGCACGGCCCGUGGUGCUACACCAAUCCAAACACCCGCUUGGCCUGGGACUACUGCAAAAUAAAGCACUGUGAAUCAGCGACAGUGGCUCCUCGAACAAACAAUAUAACCGUGCCCAAGAUCUCGUGCUUCCGCCACAUAAACACCAGGAUAGUUGGUGGACAUCAGGUGUGGGGUACAGACGGCAGCUGGGUCGUAAGCAUCCAGAGAGAGAAGGCUCAUCUGUGCGGCGGCUCGCUGAUCAGAGAAGACUGGGUUUUGACAGACCAACAGUGCUUCACCUCCUGUGUUCCAGAUCUCAGUGAGUACCGCGUGCAGGUCGGCCUUCACCACCUCAACGAGUCCUCGAGCCACCUGAGACUCCGCAUCUCUCGUCUGAUUUGUGGCCCCGAAGGAUCCAACUUGGUUAUGCUGAAACUGAAAAAGCCUGCACCAGUGUCUGAGGGCGCCUCCACGGUUCAUCUCCCAGUAAAAGACUGUCACAUCACUGAAGGCACCAACUGCACCAUGUAUGGAUGGGGGGAAACUAAAAACACGGGACACGACGAGUCUCUGAAGACGGUCACCAUGCCCAUGGUCAACAAUGACAUGUGCUCACAAAUCAAAGGGGACGCGGGGGAGAGUCGAAUAUGUGCCGGUGGCAACAUCGGAGAAGGUGUAUGUGAUAAAGACAACGGCGGCCCGCUGGUCUGCCAGGAGCACGAGCGCAAAGUCAUCGUUGGCGUGAGCAUCCAACGGACGAAAUGUGCCUCGUCGCAGCCGGCGCUUUUUGUCAACGUCGCGUUCUACUCUGAGUGGAUAUACAAAGUCUUCAAGCUUUACCCCAACGUGGAAAGGAACUAGAAAUACUCACAAUGGGGGCUCUGGUGCGGGACUCUACCACUAAAGAGGGACGAUGCUGGGGACAGUACGCGACAUGAAAUGUCCGGCACGGACCACAGGGAGGGGAGAAGAAGCAUGUGUCGGGACAAAAUGGCUGUUUUGGGAUUUUCUUGGCCGAGCGUGUCAUUUUUUUAAGAAGAGGACGUGGGAUUGAGGAGCGGAUAUGAUAAAAGUAGAGUUUCACACGGUCUUCCACGUGCAGGUGGUUUGGCCUUGGUAGUGUUUUUUAACAACCAAACUGUCGGGCACAUGACAUGAGAAUGACACCUGCGACUCAGUAUUAUCUCCUGGAAUAUACUUGAAUACGGACAGAAACCCAGAUUCUUGUUGGAUACCACUAAGCCUGGGAUGUCGUUAUUGUUUUCAUUCAAAGCAGAGCGCUGGACUGUCAAACAUGGUGAUUUAUUUACCUCCUGCACAAAGUGGAGAGAAGUGGCCUUCAGUAACAUGGACUUAUAUUUUGUUUUCGUCUUUCACAUUUAGCCUUUAAAACAAUUACUGCGAUCCCAAGUGUGGUUGCCAAGUUUUCAAGUAACAUGCAGACUCAGAGGGAUGCACUUAUACCCAGUGUUACAACAUGCACAUGCACAACUGUCCCACAAUCUGGUUCAUGCUCACUCCUGGUCCUGGGGAGCCACUGCCCUGCUCCAACACACCGGAUUCUGAACGCUCAGCUCAUCAGAAAGCACUGCAGAAGCCUGAUGACGAGCAAGGGGAAUGUCUAAAACCUUUACACCAGGAUUGAGAAAACCCUGCUUUAGCGUGUCGGCAACAGGCGGAGAUCGGAAAAGAAGACAAAGAUGACAAUGAUGGAGCGCAAAAACAUUAUAUACAUUAAUUUUCACUUACAAUGUGUAUGAGAGAGAGAAAGCGAGCGUGUUAUUAUAUCAGUUUUCUCUGCUUUCUGCCAACUGCACUCUUUUUUGCUUUGUGACGUUUGUGAGAGGGGUACUGAGGCUUUUCUUUUUCGGUUUGGUAAAGUAUACUGGCUGCACCAUUGUAGUCAGGGAAGUUUCUCUCAUCUCUGAUGAUGUAUCACGAUCAUUCUAUGAACUUAAUAUAAUGCAUUUCUUACACAAAGCACCUUUUAAGGAGACUUUACAGGUGUCAUAAUAUCCCAAAAGAAGAAGAAUCAUGUGUGUGUGUGGAUUUCCUCCCACAGUCCAAAAACAUGCAGAUUUGUGGAUUAUGUCAUUCUAAAUCAGGGAUCAGCAAGUCAAUGUGGCCAUGGGCCAUUUUUUUGUGUAAGAAAUUGAAUAUUUGGGCCAAAACAUUGUAUCUUCAUCAGGCAAAAGUGCCUUAAAACGUCUUCAGUCCAGAACAAAAAACCCACGUUAAUCUUUAAUCAGCAGCUCGUUACAAAGAUACUGUACGUACUCGUACUGUUACUAUUUAUUGUGCAUCAUUUCAAUUUUAAGAAUCACUGCUUCUUCUUCGUCUUUGAGCCUAACAUAUGCAAGUAGUUAUUUUAUGGACAUUAACUGCCCCAAACCUGGCUGUCUCCAUGACGACAGCAGUGGUUUUUUUUAUUGUUUUUAUUAACAGAAUCUAUUUGAAUUAAGUUCAAUUUUUUUUUCGGAAUAAAAGCUCUGAAGAUAAGCAAAUCAUUUAAGAUCGGAUUUGUUAAAUUGGACACUGAUGGUGGGUUCAAGUGCUGACAACUGCUCUAAAUUGACCGUGAGAGUGGACGCGUGUUUGUCUCGAUAUGUGUCCCUGGGAUGUGUGACCCCGCCAUUCGCCCUGUGUCUGUUUAUUAAUACCAAAAAAAAAUGACGCACACAUGAGGAUAAAAAAGCCAUUGAACUCAGUUGUGGAGACACCAAACAAAGAUGGAAUGAAGUGUAUAGAAUACACAGAAACAGCAGCAGAAACAGCAGCAGCAGCAGCAGUAGCUGAGCCGUCUUCUCCCCAGUUAACUGUUAUUUCCCCCACGAGAGCAAAAAAAAAAACCUGCUCCAGAAAUCUUAUGCUAAUAUUUGAAGCAUGAGAGAGAGAGAAGAGCCAUGUGCCAAAUAUAACAUGGCGGCUAUUUGGUCUCCAGUUUGGAGGGAACUGUGGCCCCUGGUGGGCUGUGUGUGGUCAGUAGGAUAUUUUAUAUAUUAUUUUUUCGUGGAAAGUGACUCCUUAUGUACAUAGCUGCAGAUUUAUUGAGUAUGUUUCUGCCGUGCUGUAAGAUUUUAUGGGUCUUAUAGAUCUGGAAUAUGUAAGAUUAGCUUCUUCUUCCUGCUUCUGAUUGCUUGAUAUUUAAAAAAAACAAAACAAAAAAAACACACACACACAUACAAAAAAAGAGACUGGUUGCGUUUAAGCAGUAGAUUGGUUUAUUUAUUUUUUAACUAGCAGCAGAAGACAUGAAAUUCUGUUGUGACACCAUUUCAGUAACACUUUACAUUACAGAACAGUAAAAUAUAAGUUAUAUUAUGGUCAUAGCGUCUUAUUUUCAUGGUAAUAUCUAUACACUGAUAGUAUUUCUGACUACCAAGCUAUUACAUGGAUAUUAACUUGGAAAUGAUAUGGUUUAUGAUAAUAUUACAGAAAUCAUUACCACGUUAUUACUGUACUUUAAUGUUGAGUAAGACCCAUAAUAACUGGCGACAAGUGUGACGUGAAGGUUACAGCCACACACAUUAAAUAUGGACAUUAUGCCUCAAUACGGCAUAAAUUUGAACAUUUAUACUGAAACAAAUGAUGUUUGUUAUUAUAAUUUUGCAAAUUUGUCAUUAAGAAACAGAUAAGAAAUUUGGAUAUUAUGGCGAGAAUAAACCCUCGUCAAUAUGGAACAAACCACUCCAUUUUCAUAACGUAAACGACGACUUUAACUGGUAACAGGUAACUGGUUAUGCUUGGUUCCAGCAGUGCCUUCAGUGGUGUUGCCUGUGUGAGGCUGUUACCAACGUCUCAAAGUGGGAAAAUUCUUUUCUCAGCUCUAGGAUGAAUGUUGUGAACACCACAUGGAAAGUGGUACACACAUUAAUCUGAUCCAGAACUCCUCUGAUGGCCUUGCACAGCCCAGAUGAAAGUCUGUGCAGCAGAACAAUGACUGACUGAUUUUAGAAGGUGAAACCGAAAAAAUCCAAAUAUUCCCGGUGACGUGGUGGAUCAUAGGAAGUGAUCAGCUUUCUUAUGGAGUUAAGUAACUGUUAAUUUAUGCAAUUUGUUUAUUUUUUACGUUUGUGUAAAUAGCCUUGCGCGCGUUCUGUAAAUUACAAUGUGUAAUUUUUGUAAAUAUCACACUAACUGAUCUUUACGUGUCUGUAUGAUGUAAACUUUAAAAUAUAACAGCUGCUAUUUUGUGUUAAUGAGUUGUUUCAUAUAUCUAUAUAGAUAUAGGUAUAGAUAUGACCAUCUCUGUGUUUUGUAGCCUUUUCUAUUAUUCCUAUUUUUAAUAAACAACUUGACAUCAC